UUGCAGGUUAGGAUAAUUAGGUUAAGAAAAGGUUUACGAUUAGCUAAAAUACAAAAAAAAUCUACUUUUGAUGAUUUGUUUCAAGCCGGACAUGAAAGUAAUUGUACACGCUGUUCCUAAAAGUCAGUUCCUAAAAGUCAGAAACCUACGCUUGGAGAUUCAGAAAGUUCCAAAGCUGUGAGUGAAAACAGCGAGAACAACAACAGUGGAACUGUUGAAAAGGCACCUCUCGCCAGGAACAAUUCCCUCACCAAUGAGUCCACCUUUGUGCCACCAAGGCCUGCCCCACCUUAACCAGGUGGGGAUUAUCCACGGGUGGGCUCUUUCGCAAAUGGUUCUCAGUCAUUUUGCAAUCUUACUCGUGAGUGCUUUCAGUGAUCAGUGAGAUGUUUGGCUGGGAUCUACCAUGGGCAACCUGUUUAUUUUCCCAAUGUCUUUGGCCAUGUGGAGUUGGUUAAGUGUCGAGAGCCCAAGUCUGAGAUCAUAUGCUUACUUGCAACACAACACUUUUUAUCCUCCAGCAAUGAUGUCCAGUGUCCUUAAGCCUUCACAAUUUGGAACAAGUAUUCUGCAAUCCACAAUCUUAAUGGUCACUGUCUUCGCCCAGACAUUGAUGUAUCUGCCAUUUUAAAGGUAAACUGUCCUUUUAUUCAUGAUAAUAACAAACCAACAAUAAGUUAACAUGCCAUGUCUCACCUAUACUACAGACAAGACAGUCUUACCAAACGCAGCAGUAGAACCUGAAAGAAACAAUGAACAUGAAAAGAGACUCCAAGAGAUGCAGAUAUUCUUGUUGGCCUACCUCACAGCAAAGAUGGCGAAUAAUAGCCAGAAAUUUGACGUAGGGGUGGAGGGGUGUAUUUUAUCAGUGAUGGAGGCAGAGGAGCAGCUACGGAAGGAUGUCCAUGAGAAGAACAAGCAGCUUGACGACCAGCUCGAUUUACAGAUCACAUCGCUAACUCCUGUGGCUGAUGCUGUCAAGCAGUUCACAGAGGAAUUUCAAGCCUUUUGCCACCGCAGUCGACAUCCACAUCAUGAGCUGCCAGUGAAGAACUUCUUCAUUGAGGGGGACAGAAUUAUGUUUCUGGGUAAAGUCACUGCUAGCCUGAAGAUGAGUGAGGAAGUGUUACUGCAGUGCACACAGGGAGCUCAGCAUGACCACGAGAAUUCUGCUGAGUGCCUGAGAGGGAUGAAAGCUGCUGCACAGAACAUCAGCUCUCAGGGAUUUCCUUCUUCACGGGGGUCUUUCAGAGUUGGUGGAGCUGUCAUCGCUGGUCGUCACCAGACCGUUCAGAUUCAGCAGUUCUCGGAGGAGCUUGGUUUGACCAAAAAUUGCCCCAAACAGUGAAGCAGCAUUGGAGAACCUUGUAUAGCAUGUACAGUCUAUAGUUUUUGUUAACAUAGUUUAAUUACUGAACAUGGGAAAUGUUUUGUAAAACUUUAUAAUAAAUUGUAUACCUCAA
This is a messenger RNA of Oncorhynchus gorbuscha (pink salmon), 1463 nucleotides long. RefSeq lists its product as uncharacterized. Bases 683 to 1348 code for a protein of 221 amino acids. The record is from RefSeq and is a predicted model, not a curated record. Lineage: Eukaryota; Metazoa; Chordata; Actinopteri; Salmoniformes; Salmonidae. The transcript has 8 exons.